Molecule: messenger RNA, 1182 nt
Organism: Solanum tuberosum (potato)
Lineage: Eukaryota; Viridiplantae; Streptophyta; Magnoliopsida; Solanales; Solanaceae
Product: putative F-box/LRR-repeat protein At5g02700
Exons: 2
Coding region: 1-1182 (393 amino acids)
Molecular function (GO): protein binding
Source: RefSeq, a predicted model, not a curated record
AUGAGUGAGAAAGCCCAAUUCCCUAGCAGUUGUAGUGCUGAUGGAAACUCUAAAAGUUUUCUUAUUGAAAAUUCAUCUGAGAAAAAAGCGAAGAUCGAGAUAGAAUGUGAAGAAACUGGCCUCAUUGAUAGAAUCAGACAACUACCUGACGCUCUUAUUGUUCAAAUUCUUUCUCGAUUGUCCAUAAAAGAUGCCUUCAGAACAACUAUUCUCUCUAAACGUUGUCGUGGUGAUGAUGGAAACUCUGAAAGUUGGCUUAUUGAAAACUCACCUCAGAUAAAAGCGAAGAUUGAGACAGAAUGUGAUGAAACUGGCCUCAUUGAUAGAAUUAGUCAACUACCUGACGGUCUUAUUGUUCAAAUUCUUUCUCGAUUGUCCAUAACAGAUGCCUUCAAAACAGCUAUUCUCUGUAAACAUUGCCAAUACUUCUGGACUUCUAUCGACAAUUUUGUUUAUGACAAUGAGGAGUUUAGUCGUUCAGAUAGCUCGAUGGUACACAAAUUCAUUUCCUUAACGGAUAAUGUACUACCUCUCCUUAGCAACUCUAGCAUUAAAAAGUGUAGUCUAAACUUUGUGUUCAAACAUGAGGAUGAUAUGUCUUAUUUUCCCGUAAUUGACAAGUGGCUUGAAUUUGCUGUGAACAAGAAAGUGGAGGGUCUAUGCCUGAAUAUAAGUUAUGAUAUUGAUGUGAUUGAGCAUGACCAACCCUAUAGUCUGCCAGAAGUUUUUUGUAGUAGCUCGUCGAUUCUAAAACUCAAAUGCCAGAAUUGCAGAAUAUUAGACGAUUGUGUACUAAAUUGGACAUCUCUGAAGAGUUUAACGCUGGGGAGUUUGUUAAUCCGGGAUGAACACAUUAAACAAAUAAUGUCAAAUUGUCCUCAAUUGGAAUCAUUCAAUCUAUAUGGAUUUUGUGGUUUUAAUCAUUUGCACAUGACUUCUCCAAAAUGUAAGAGAUUGAAAUUGAUUGAUCACUAUCAUCCUAUCGGAGAUUGGUAUUCAUUCGAAGGUGAUUGUUGCUUUGAAGUUGUUGCUCCAUAUGUUGAAUAUUUAACGAUUUUUGGGGAUUUUGAUUAUACGGAAAUUGAGCUUAAGGACUUGUCAUCUUUGGACCAUGCCAAACUUGAUCUCUGUAGUGAUGAAUUUGAUUCGAUGGAUGAGGACAAACUGAAGAUCUUUUGGUAA